Emericellopsis atlantica is the source of this 663-nucleotide messenger RNA. RefSeq lists its product as uncharacterized. The coding region runs from base 1 to 663 and encodes 220 amino acids. The transcript is spliced from 2 exons. The record is from RefSeq and is a predicted model, not a curated record. Lineage: Eukaryota; Fungi; Ascomycota; Sordariomycetes; Hypocreales; Bionectriaceae.
AUGAACUCAAGCAUUCUUGAAGCCAAGGAUAAGGCCGCCGCGGCCGUGACCCCUAUCCUUGAACAGCAUGGCAUCCGGCAUGCCUAUAUUGGCGGUUAUGCAGUCAACGUUUUGGGCCACGAUCGCCAGACCGACGAUAUUGACAUCUUGAUCGAUAUCGAAAACGACAAACCAGCGCUCCAAAACAUGGCCCAACUUCUGUUGGAUGCAGACACGAGAUUCUCUCUAGUGACUUACAAGCUCACCUUCACCUGCGGUACACAUCGUAUUCCUAUUGAGACUCUACCAACAGGAGAGUUGGGUCUACCCCGCGAGAUCAAGACGAUUCAAGUCGGCGAACAUAUGAUACCCAUCCUGCAACCCGAUAUUCUGAUUCUCACGAAGAUCAAGCGCUGCGUUCACUACAUUGGUUCCACUCGACCAAGAUCUAUCCGAAAAUUUGAAUUUGAUCUUUUUGAUAUCGUCUUCUUGCUGGGAUGGCUCAAGUCGCAUAACCAGACGGUUGAUUUCGACGCGUACAACACCCCUGACGAGAAUAGAGGGCGUUUGUAUGCGGCGGUGAAAGAUCUUGCAGACUACUGGCAAGAUGAUGCCUAUAGCGAGGAGAUGGAGUUGCUACAAGCUACACUGUCACAAAAGGACCGAGAAAUAUUGAAAGUAUAA